Messenger RNA from Apus apus (common swift), 5493 nucleotides. It is a transcript of the gene CIITA, whose product is annotated as class II major histocompatibility complex transactivator. Bases 84 to 3338 code for a protein of 1084 amino acids. Gene Ontology annotation, biological process: positive regulation of MHC class II biosynthetic process; positive regulation of MHC class I biosynthetic process; positive regulation of transcription by RNA polymerase II. The record is from RefSeq and is a predicted model, not a curated record. Lineage: Eukaryota; Metazoa; Chordata; Aves; Apodiformes; Apodidae. The transcript has 19 exons. Gene Ontology annotation, molecular function: ATP binding; protein binding.
GCAGUGCUUCUCAUUUUCUAGUACUGUAUCCAGAGUGGAAGAAGAGGAACUUUCCAGUUUCUCAAGACAGCAAGAGACAAAUCAUGGAUUCAGCUUUUUUGCCUGAAAAUGGCUAUCUUGCUAUGCUGCAUGGUGAUCUUGAUCUAUUGCAUACUUUUCUUGAUGCUAAGCCACCUGGAGAUGAAGAAGGUGACUUCUUUCCAGUUCUGGAUCCUGAAGUUGAUGCCAGCAACUGUGAGCAGUCCAAUAGUAUGGAUUUCCUGUAUCCAAAGGAAAGUGAUGAAAAUGGGGAAGAAUUGUGUCUCUGUUCCAACACCAUAGAAGCUUAUGCUAGAAUAGCUGAAUUAGCAGACUAUGUGCUAAAAGAUCAGCAAGAGAAGCACAUGGAAGACAUUUUUGCAGGGAGCCUUAUUUUGGAUGAAAUGGCUGCUGAAAACACCGAGAAAUUUACUGACAUAGAGAUGCAGAAAUGUCACAAACGAACCUUCUUGAGCUCUUCAGAGAGUUGCUCUGAUGCUUCAGUACCCAAAUACAGGAAAAUUGUGGAAGCCCCUGCAGUGUCUGCAGGGAAUGGCAAUUUCUUAGCUAUGCCUCUCAGCAACCAUCCAGCCAGCUCUGCCUCACUAUCCAACCAGCACAUGUCCUUUUCUGUUCCUGCUGCCAACGAGUUGGAGAGAAGUUCCAUAAUUCCUGCACCCUCGAGUCCAGAGUGUCUCCCUGUCGGUAUGAAAGGAAGCCAAGAGAAUACAGGAUUUGCAGAUCCUCCUCAGCAGAUAUUUAACUUGGUUCUUGGAAAUGGCUAUUCUGAUGUUAUAAUAUAUACAGGUUCAGAACUGUUCAAAGAGGUCCAAGUUACCGUCAUUCCUUCUGAAGAACCUUUCAAAAGACCAAAGCCAGUGGAAGCUUUCUGUGCAUCACUCAUGGAUUAUUUCAGAGAUGUGUGCAAAUAUGUGGCCAUGGAGCGUGAAGUAACUCUUGAUCACCUGUUUAUUGGUGGAACACUAGUUCAAAGCCAACCUGAAACCAAGACUGGGAAGAACAGCACAAAAGCAAUGGAAAAGGAACUGGUAACUUUCAGUCAGCAAGGAAAGGAAAAGACAGCCCUUAAAAGAAGCCAAAUAUUUCAAAUCCCAGACAGUAAACACAUAGAGACUAAAGUGAUUUUGGUGCUGGGAAAAGCAGGAAUGGGCAAAAGCAUUCUUGUUCAGAAGAUCUGCCAGGACUGGUCCAAUGGAGAGUUUUCUCAAUUUGAAUUUGUUUUUUGGUUUGACUACAAACAAAUAAGCUUGCCUGAGAAGAAAUACAGCCUGAAGGAUCUGCUGCUUGAAUUUUUUGUAAAACCUCAAGAGGGUAGCAAAGAGAUCUUUGAGUAUAUAUUGCAAAAUCCUACUAAAGUCCUUCUGAUUUUUGAUGGUUUUGAAGGGUUGCAUGUUCAUGAGAAUUUCCCUCAUUGCUCAGCCAGCCAGCCUGAAAAAGACUUGUGCAGUGUAAAGGAGCUGCUUUCAGGACUCAUCCAAAAAAAGAUACUGAAAGGUUGUACUUUAUUACUUACAGCAAGACCAAAAGACAAGGUAUACCAGUAUGUGUCCAAAGUGGAUAAGACUACUGAAAUAGUAGGAUUUUCCCCUCAGCAGAGAGAACUGUACAUAACCAAAUACUUUGAAGGAUUACCUUACUGUGAUAAUGCACUGAAAUUAAUCAAAGACUGUGGGUACUUGUUCAGUCAUUGUUACAGCCCUGUUAUGUGUAGAUUUGUAUGUUUUCUCUGUGAGAUAGUUCUUGAAAGGGGAGACAAAAACCUUCCUUCAACUCUUUCUAGAAUCUUCCUGAAAUUUGUUCAGCAAAAGAUAAUACAUAUGCAAACAGAUGUUACAACCAUGCAAAAUCAAGAGAGUCUUGCUACACUAGCCCGUAUAGCCUGGUAUCUUGGAGAAAAGCACCAAAGUGCCAUGAAAAGUGAUCUUCCUUCUAAGAAAGUUAAAGAGUUUGCUCUGAAAUAUGGAUUUUUCCUGCCAUUUGCAUUCCCCAGACAUUCAGAUAGUGGAGAAGAGGAAUUUGGGAGCACAUUCUCUGAUUUCAUCAUUCAGAAUUUCUUGGGUGCACUUCACCUUAUCCUGCCAGAAGAGAUCAAGGAUAAAAGUCUUACCAAGUACCUGUCUUUUCUAUCCAAGAAGAAAAAACUUUAUAACUGGUUAGAUUUAGUGCCUCGAUUUUUGUCUGGUUUGUUGUUCCUCCAGGAUGACCCCUACUUCUGCUCCCUUUCAAGUAAGGAUGUAAAACAUUCAAUCAAGAAGCAGAAAACAUUCUUGAAAUAUAUUAGAAGACUGAAGAUGAACAAGCUCUGUCCGGAGAGGUUACUUGAACUUUUACAUUGUAUUUAUGAAACACAAAACAAUUAUCUCUUGCAGCAUGUGGCCUUAAGGCUCAAACCAGACUUGUCUUUUCUGGACGUAGGUCUUACACCACCUGAUGUCCAUGUAGUGCACUCUAUUUUAAAAAGGUCAAGAAAAGAUUUUUCCUUGGAUUUGCGAAACAGCAGCAUUGACAUGCAAGGGCUAAAAGACUUGGUUGGCUUAAAGAACGUGGCAUCAUUCAGGGCCUCCCUCAGUGAUGCAGUCAGGCUCUGGAAAUCUUUAGAACAGACAAAAGACUACGAGCUGCUGAGAGCUUCAACAGAGAAAUUUGUUCUUGGCCCCUUUAAGGCAAAGACAAUGAAGGACAUCAGUGACCUUUCAGACCUUGUAGACGUGCAGAAGAUGAUCAGCUGUGUGCAAGAGGCAUCUGGUUGCAGCAGCUAUGAAAUUCCUGCCAUCAAAAACCUUCAAAAACUAGAAUUUGCGCUAGGUCCAGUGUGUGGCCUUCAGGGACUCCUAAAACUUGUGGAAAUCCUUGCAGCAUUCCCAUCACUUCAACAUCUAGACCUUGAUGCUCUGAGUCAAAAUGGCAUAGGAGAUGAAGGAGCAAAGAGUCUCUCUGAAGUCUUUCCAACCCUGAAGUCACUGGAAACACUAAACUUAUCACAGAACAAGAUAACAGAUGUGGGUGCUGAGAAACUAGCUACAGCCCUUCCUUCCUUGUCUUCAUUAAAGACACUAAGCUUAUACAAUAACAGCAUCUGUGAUUUUGGAGCAGAAAAUCUUGCAAAAGUUCUUCCUGCGAUGGAAUCUUUAAGAGUGGUUGAUGUUCAGUAUAACAAAAUAACUGGUGUUGGAGCCCAGCAGCUGACUGACAGCCUACGGAAAUGUCCCCAUAUAAAGAACUUGGUGAUGUGGAAUCCCACCAUUCCCUAUGGAGUUCUCGAACACCUUCAUCAGCUGGACUCUAGGAUCAGUGUGUAGAUUCAGAUGAUCCUGUGAAGGUAGCAUAAAGAAGAGGUGAAGGUGUCCUCUGUGUUUUCCUAUCUUCUUGCUGCUUUAUGAAUUGAUGGCUUAUUUUCAUGAUAGUGGCAAAAUGAAAAAAGUCACAAUUGAGUUUCUGGGUGGUGCUUGAAGUGGGUGGAUGAUAGAGUUCAAUGUUAAAGAUCACUUAAAAUGCUAUUUAAACACCUACUGAGGUGAUGAAGAGUUAAGUAACAUCAAGUUUUGAAGAUGAAAAGAGCAUCUGGAUAUCGUGAUCACCAUUAAAGGUGACAAGGAAUCACAGGAUAUGGAUAGUAUAAAAUUCCACCAUUGAUUCAUCAAAGAAUAGACUGCAAGCUGCUGGACCUGCAACAUCAGAAGUAGUGACAGGUCACAUCUCCUUUUUUCAUGGUGCCAGUGCUAACUGUGAUCAAAUUCUGCGUGAUGAUUUUGGACUUCCAAAGCUCUGUUACAGAUUUCACUUCUCUGUCUGCACUGAUUUGAAGUGCUAGGGUCAGGAGCAUAACUAAGAAUGAUCAGUCUUAUAAAACAGUCUGAUAUUGUAAGAUUAUCCAUAGGAAUCUAGAAGUGGCUCUUUCCUUGAUGCUAAAUACCAAUGUUGUCUUAGGGAUAGAAAGCUAUUUUCUGUCACUCUCUUGUUAUUGAAUCCUUCAAAACGAUUAGGAAAAAGAAAAGAUAAAAAAAUAAUUAAAACUGGAAAAUUGACAUUGCAGAAAUUGAAAUGCAUACAAAUAGCUUCAGUUUCUUGCACAAAAAUCCUCAAAGUGACAGUCAUCAAAGGUUUUUACUGUGUCUCAAAUGAGAAUUUGAAUUUUUUAUUUCUUCAUUCCUGUAUCUGGUUUGGGAUUUAGUUUCUCACUUGCAGGUGGCAGCAUAAAUGUACAAGCAUCUGCUUCAUACUUGACAGUGGAAUCACUACUGUGUGGAGUUUGUGUGGCCUUCUUUUACAGAGUUUUUCUUAACUAGGCAAUGACAGUAACGUAUUUCAAAGCAUUACCAUGUGUCUGCACUGCUGGCCUCAAUGAUAUGUGGGCCAAACACUGAUCCUGCUGACUGUGAUAGCAAACCUAUUGUCUCCUUUUUGCCUUUUUUCUUUUAUUAUUAUCUUCUGUUAUUUAAGCUCUGUGAACAUGGAGAGAACUUACAGUCAUACAGAGAUGAUUGUGAGGACUAGCAUUCUGGCUCCCUGUCCAGAUACACACCUUGGAGACAGAAAAACAAAAUGGAAUUGAAAAAGCAAGGAAUAUUUGAUAUUCCAUAAACUGAGAAGGGAGGUUUCUGCCUUGGUGUUAUCUCAACAACCUCCUUGAAAUCUCUUCUGCUAGGAAACACUGACAGUACUGACCCAUGGAACAAUACAAGCUAGAAUCACUCAACUAGCCUCUCAAAUACUCUGUUACUUGUUUUUCAAAAAGUCCCCCAUUUAAACAGUCCAAAUCCACAAUCUUUAUAUUCUUUCCAGCAAAUUAUACUUCUGCUGAAGUUUCAGUACAUGCAGAAUCUUGACAGCAGGGAUGGAGGGUGGACAAAUUAAGGAAUGAAGGAAGGAAGGUUGGUUUGGCUUGUUGAUCCUGUUAAUCAAAGGAGAGCAGAAAACCAGGUAUAGUACGUGGAGGAAAUGGUACAAGAGAACAAGGUGGAAAAACUCUAUGGAGACUAUAUUUGUAACUAGGAAGUGGUAUUUUGAACUGUCUGCAUGGUUCUUCCCUCUAGCUAAACUCUAGCCAGAGUCAUGGAACAAAAUCUCAUUUACACUCCGCUCUUUGAGCUGCUUGAAUGGGAGGCAGUCUGAGCCAAAUCCUGUGUGAUGUUUCUAUCAGCCUACAGCACUUCAGCCACACAAGCCUUGGCUUCCUUGAACUAAGCUUUGGAUGACAAAUGCCCCUUUAGGGAUAUAUUCUGCACCUACACUUCACUCUGGCUGAAUCUGAGAAUGUACUAAGUAUUACACAAGCAGCUGAAUGUUACAGGACCUUGUCUGGCCUGGUAAAAUCAUGCUGGGUGUACUGCUGUACUCUUUACAGGUUAGUGGGAGAUGCAUGUUUAUAAUGUACAGAUUGUAAAUGUUACAGUGUUUUGUUUUUCUUUAUACAUCUUUUUAUACGUAUUAAUAAACAUCUUUCUUUUUACAGUA